AUGUCUUUAUCUCGAACCCGGGAUCUUGGAUGUGUAUUCAGGCAUGAGUUUAGAGACCUUGACCACGUGCAGUUUCAGAAGAAUGGUGGAGUAGGGUGGGUGGCCGCUUUAGACAGCACUUUAUGCCCUAACGUGAACAGCUCAGAUGUACAGCUCUUUCUCAAAACUUUGGCCACGGGACAUAGUGAUUUAUCUUUUGAUUCCAGCCAGUGUGUCAGAGAGAUCUGCCACAGUAUGCUGAUUGCCUCCCAGCUGGAACCAACGUAUGCCAGGACAGUGUAUCCAUGUUUUGAUGAACCUGCCAUGAAGGCCACAUUUAAUAUCAGAAUUGUCCAUGAUCCAAGCUAUGUGGCUCUUUCCAACAUGCCUGCUAUUGAUGUAUCUGAAAUGAAAGAUGAAAAUGGAAGCCUGUGGACUGUUACCACAUUUAACACUUCGCUGAAAAUGUCAACUUACUUGACUGCUUUUGUGAUUUGUGAUUUCGAUUAUGUCACCAGAACCGAGCGGGGAAACGAGAUACGUAUUUGGGCUCGGAAAGAGGCAGUUAAAAAUGGGUAUGUUGACUAUGCUUUAAAUAUCACAGGCCCAAUAUUUUCAUUUCUGGAAGACUUACUUAACAUCAGCUACCCUCUGCCAAAGACAGAUCUGGUUGCACUGCCUGAUUUUGGAGCAGGUGCUAUGGAAAACUGGGGGCUAAUGACUUUCCAAGAAUCAUCAUUGAUGUACCUCCCGAGUGAUAAAUUCACAAGCAGAAAGGCAAUGAUUGCCAUAAUUGUGUCACAUGAGCUAGGACACCAGUGGUUUGGAAAUCUGGUUACAAUGAACUGGUGGAAUGAUCUGUGGCUUAAUGAAGGACUGGCAUCUUACUUUGAGUACCUGGGAGCUGCCUUUGUCGAACCCAAGCUUUCACUGGAUAAAAUCUUUUAUGAUCACGUUGUACAACCUGUCUUAAGGGAAGACAAUGAAAUAGGAGUUCGAUCACUGUCAGAGAGUGAAGACAAGAUCAAAGGAUCAUUUUCUUUAAUGUCUCUGUUUGACAGCAUCACGUACAACAAGGGGGCUUCUAUUACUUGGAUGCUUUCUGGUUUCCUGACUGAGAAGUUGUUUAUCAGAGCACUCACUUCGUAUCUGAAAGAAUUUUCCUUCUCAAAUGCUAACCAAGAUGAUCUCUGGACCCACAUACAGAUGGUUGUAGAUGCACAGGAUGAAGUUCAGUUGCCAGCAUCUGUAAAGCAAAUAAUGGAUUCCUGGACAUGCCAAACUGGGUUUCCAGUUUUAACAUUAAAUCUAACCACUGGCACAAUCAGUCAGGAGCAAUUUCUUAAUAAAAAGAAUGAAAACCGUACUGAUUCUUACAAUAACACGUGGAUUAUUCCUAUUUCUUGGAUGAGAAAUGGAUCAUCACAACCUUUAAUGUGGCUAGAUAAAAGCAGCAAAGUGUUUCCUGAAAUGCAAGUAUCGGAGUCUGAAUAUGACUGGAUCCUGCUAAAUGUAAAUUUAAGUGGAUACUACAGAGUGAACUAUGAUCAAUUAAACUUAAAAAGAUUAGCACACUUGCUUGAAAAUGAUCCAAAGGCUAUUCCCGCUGUCAGCAGGUUCCAGCUGAUAGAUGAUGUUUUUGCACUGACACAGUUUGGAUACAUUCAGAUUGAAACAGCACUUGAACUAACAAAGUACCUUGCCAGAGAAGAUGAACUCUUCAUAUGGAAUGUGGUAUUGUUAAACCUAGUACCCGAGAAUUUGGAAAGUACUCUGAAGAACUAUGAAGUAUAUCCACUUUUAAAGAAAUACCUUUUAAAGAGAAUGUUGCCAGUAUACCAUUAUUAUGCAGGUUUUAUUCGUCAAAAUGUCAAUGCUUUGGAAGAUGACUAUUUUGCUCAAGUGUAUUUGGAAAAACUUUUUACAACAGCAUGCUGGCUGGGCCUCGAAGACUGUUUGAACCUGUCAUCUGAACUGUAUGCGAAGUGGAUGGACAACCCUGAGCACAAGUAA
This is a messenger RNA of Pelecanus crispus (Dalmatian pelican), 1992 nucleotides long. The record is from RefSeq and is a predicted model, not a curated record. Lineage: Eukaryota; Metazoa; Chordata; Aves; Pelecaniformes; Pelecanidae.